AUGGGAGAUCAAGAGCUACCUGGAGUUUUGGUUUCUUCGUUUGAAGGACCAAAAAGCAUAUGUGAGGACCAUGUUGGAGAGCUGCAGAAACACUUCAAUCUUAUUACCAUGCAGGACUUUGUGAAAAAUAAAACACGCCUCAGUAAAAAUAUCCUAGCUGUCUACGUGUGGGCAGGACAUCCAGUUAUUGACGAGGAGCUCCUGCAGAGCCUGCCUGCCUUGAAGCUUAUCGCCAGUGGAGGAGUGGGCCUGGAUCACCUGGACCUGAAGCUCAUUGCUCGCUAUGGUGUGAAGGUGGCCAACACGCCACAGGCAGUCUCCAGCCCCACCGCAGACAUGGGAGUGGCCUUGUUGCUGGCUUCUGCCCGGAGGCUGGUGGAAGGUCACCAGCUGGUACAUUCACCAGAUGCAGAGAAUUUUUCGGUUAAUUGGAUGGGGCAAGAAGUGACAGGGGCUACCCUGGGAAUCAUCGGCAUGGGUACCAUCGGCUACAAGGUCGCUCAGAGGGCCAAAGCCUUUGAAAUGAAGAUUCUGUAUCACAAUAGGACCCGCAGGAACUUGGUGGAGGAGAAGGCCAUUGGAGCCACUUACUGUGAGCAGCUGGACGACUUGCUGCAGAGGUCCGACUUUGUGAUGUUGGCAACUAGUCUGACGCCCCAGACCCGGAACAUGAUUGGCAAGAGGGAGCUGAGACUGAUGAAACCCACUGGGAUUCUCAUCAAUAUCGGCAGAGGUCUAUUAGUUGAUCAUGAUGCCCUGCUGGAAGCUCUUCAGACUGGGAUGAUUAAAGCAGCUGCAUUGGAUGUGACAUACCCCGAGCCCCUGCCAAGAGACCAUCCUCUGCUGAAGUUAAAGAACAUCAUUCUGACACCUCACAUUGGGAGUGCAACUCAUCAAGCCAGACAACAUAUGAUGGAAAGUUUGGUUGAAAGCAUCCUGGCUUCCCUCAACGGUCUUCCCAUUCCUAAUGAAGUGCCUCCUAAAUGA
Molecule: messenger RNA, 987 nt
Organism: Orycteropus afer afer
Lineage: Eukaryota; Metazoa; Chordata; Mammalia; Tubulidentata; Orycteropodidae
Product: glyoxylate/hydroxypyruvate reductase B-like
Exons: 5
Coding region: 1-987 (328 amino acids)
Cellular component (GO): cytosol
Molecular function (GO): glyoxylate reductase (NADPH) activity; hydroxypyruvate reductase [NAD(P)H] activity; NAD binding
Source: RefSeq, a predicted model, not a curated record